AUGGCCUCUCAGAGCCCGCACCGGCGGGUAGGCGCUUCUCAAGGCCCGCACUGGCGGGUUCUUGCCGCGUCUGCGCUUCUCGCGCUGCUCCUCUUCGCGCCGCCCGUUCCCGCUCGCGCCAUGGGCGGCGCCGAUCACGGCGGGGAUGAGGGUGGGGAUCACGAGACGCCGUCGCAAGGCAAAUUAACGUCGCGAGACGUGUCGAUCAGCAGCAAGCGCGCGCUGCGGAAGAAGCUGAAGAAAUUUGUGGAUCCGCUGCCCAUUCCCCCUGUUGUCAAUGCGGACCGGCUUUCGAAAGACUCCAGCGGCGCCGCUGCUCUCACCAUCACCGCGUUUAGCGUGAAACGGAAAUUUCACCGCGAUCUGCCCGUAACCCGCGCGUACGCGUUCGGGCUCACACGAAAGUCGGCCAGCGUGCCUGGACCUACGAUCGAGGCGCGCGUCGGAGCGCCACUGCACGUGACGUGGCAGAACAACAUCACUGAUCAGCAGCACAUCAUGCCCGUCGAUUACACGCUGAUGGCUCCUAAGCUCAAGAAGGGGGGCGUUCCUAUCACCGUCCAUCUGCACGGCGCGCAGGUCUCCAGCUCCUACGACGGCCACCCGGAGGCUUGGUACACGCACUUGGGAGAGAAAGGUCCCGAAUUCGAAUCCAGCCAGCACCAUUAUCCCAACAUGCAGCCGCCCAGCACCAUGUGGUACCACGACCACACCUUGGGAAUGACGCGGCUCAACAUUGUUGCAGGGCUCUUUGGAGCGUACAUUCUGUCCAAUCCGCGGAUGGAGAGAAAGUUUAACCUGCCCGUGGGCAGGUUUGACGUGCUGCUGCUGAUCCAGGACAAGUCGUUUCUGUGGAACGGGCACACGUUCAUGGAAGGGAAGGGUGUGACUAAGUCACAUCCUGAGUGGGUUCCUGAGUACUUCGGGAAUUUCAUGACCGUCAAUGGAAAGGUGACCCCCUUCAUGGCCGUUCAGCGUCGCAAGUACCGUUUCCGUCUCAUCAACGGCUGCAACGCCCGUUUCCUCGAACUCGCCCUCAGGGCCUCGGCCCCCGUUUCCGACAACCCCAGCAGCAGCAGCAGCAGCACCGCCAACAGCACCGGCAGCAUCACCUUCCCCUUCCUCCAAAUCGCCUCCGAAGCCGGCUAUCUCAACCACCCUGUGUUCCUCCGCAGAAUCACCCUUGCUCCGGGGGAACGCGCAUGUAUCGUUGUGGAUUUCAGUCAGCUGCCCGCAGGGGUGACAAUCCGGAUAAAAAACCGAGCUCCUGCACCGUAUCCCGGGGGUGAUUUACCCACGGGGGAUCUACAGUACGUCAUGCAGUUCAACGUGGAGGGUGACCCGGUUACAGACCCGUCUACAGUGCCGGGAAAGCUGAACUCUAUCCCGCUUCUCAACCUCAAAAAUAUUGCCAAGACAAGGGAAAUCACCCUUUCAGAAAUGGAAGACAAGGAGAGCGGCAAUCCUUUAAUGGGGAUGAUUGACAAGAAGCACUAUGACGAGAAAGUCGACAUUACGCCGACAUACGGCACCCGGGAACUAUGGUACUUGAUCAACCUAACGGAAGACACACACCCUAUCCACAUCCACUUCUCCCCACAUCGCAUCCUCUUCCGCCGGCCAUUCAGCAAGGAACGCUAUGAGGACAAGAAAUGCAGCAUUCCCGCCGGGACCUGUUACACGGGUCCGGCAAUUUCGCCCAGGCGGAACGAGAGGGGAAUGAAGGACACGACGAGGGCUCCUCCCGGGUAUGUGACUGCACUGGUGGUGGAUUUUUCCCCUUGGAUGGGGAAGGAACUGAGCUUUGAUCCGACUAAGGGGCCGGGUUACAUGAUCCAUUGCCACAUCUUGGAUCAUGAGGAUAAUGACAUGAUGCGUCCUUUCAAGAUUCUGCCAGCUAAGUAA
This is a messenger RNA of Closterium sp. Naga37s-1, 1905 nucleotides long. Lineage: Eukaryota; Viridiplantae; Streptophyta; Zygnematophyceae; Desmidiales; Closteriaceae. The record is from the annotation of a GenBank genome assembly.